GUUUGAAUAAUUUGGAAGGGGAGGAAUGAUUUAUCAGUUAACAGUUUUUAUAGUGUUGUUAAAGUCACAGAAAUCCUGUUAACAAAACGUGUUUGGCCACAAGCUUUCUGCAUGUGAGGCAUGAUGCCUCAAUUUGUGACACUACCUCUAGUCUAGUGGCAGGCCUCCUGAGUUUUACUUGUUGACACCAUCACUUGUAGAAUCUUCUCUUGGGCCUGACACAGGUAGAAUGGCUGGCCCUUAAUGAACUUCAAGAUGGGGGGAGAGGUGUUUAUCAUCUUCCUAAUUGAGAUCUGGCUUCAGGCAGCCUCAAUUAACAUAGUAAUUGGGCUCAAGGAGACCUAAUCUGUUUGUGUAAAGCUUCAACCGCUGGGGAAACAGGAGAUGAGAAAAGGGAGGAUAAGGUCAAGCUUAGACAGCAGGAUGUGCAAAUCAGAAAUGGAUUAAAUUCAUUGGAUUUGGAGUGGAAAGGAAAUCUACUCCAGAUCAUAGUAAUAGGAACAUACCAUAUUUUUUUCCCUCAGAAUAAAUUUUAGGAAUCAUCAGGGCUGGAUGACAGAUUACAACAUAUGAUAUCCUUGAGAGUGAUGAGUUGGUAUCAAACAAGUGUGAAGAUUCCUUAUAUUUGUAUCCCUCUGCUGGGGUUUCUCUUCGUGCUGCCGCUGACCAUUCCAUGGGCUCGACUUUCAGAAUCAUGGCUAGGAGUCGUGCACUAUUUGGCUUGCAUUUUUCCACAACUGGGCAGCGUGCUUUACCAUCUCUUCAUGAAUCAUGAGGGAGGCCCUGCUGUUUACCAUACCUUGCUCACCCUGGAUAUGUGUGGGGUUUGCAUGGUCAACACUUUGGGUGCUCUACCAAUCAUCUACUGCACGCUGGCCUGCUCCCCACUUGUUCGUUCUAUUGCCCUGUUGGGCUACACAGGCUUGUCAAGCUAUGGUAUAUUUUGUGCAGUGACUGCUCGUUCCAGUGUCCGGCGCUUACGAGCCUUUGCCUGGCAGGCUCUGUUCCGCUUCUUCUUCUUCUAUUUGCGGUGGGUGGGAUUAGGCACCGGCCAUCCCACCUCUCUGCGUUCAUACCUCAUUAUGGACGGUCUGGCCUUUCUUGGGGGCGUCAUCAACAUCUCACGAGUGCCUGAGCGCUGGAAGCCAGGCAGUUUUGACUAUUGGUUCAACAGCCAUCAGAUUAUGCACGUGCUGGUGGUGGUCAGUAUACUCUAUCUUCACUGGGGAGUAGUGGCUGAUCUUCAUUGGAUUGCCAACUAUGCCUGUCCAAAGGAAUGACCACAUCAUGUUUGGAUUCACCCCUUCCACAGAAAAUCUGCUGACCGAGAAGUGGGUUAUGUAUAAGGUGUGAGCCACUAAUCUCAUAGUUCAAGGUCUUCUACAAGGGUUGAAGUACAUAAGAAAGGACAUCUUCUGGAUGUGAUUUAUUUAAAAGAGGCUGCAUUUUUUCCCUGUGGGGUUAAUACAGUAGUUUCCUGUUGGUUGAUUAUUCAUGGAUCAGCUUGUCUAGGAUUUAUAUACUUCUCAGUGUAAAGUAAUGAAUUUCCACUACUUGAAGUUCUUAGAUCAUUGUGCAGUUCCAAAUUACAACAGGCAAACAUAAUUUGGUUAAAAACAAUCUUUAUCACUAGUAAGAUAGAAUCAGAGAAAUAAUCCACUAGUGAAAAUUCCCAUCCCAUCCCCAACUCUUUUGUUUGCUGUAGGACUUUUUGUCAUCAGAGCUGUUCUGGAGGUAGCUUUGAUGAUAGUAAGAACAAGAUUAGUUGCUUCUUUUUUAAUUUGCAUUGAAAAUGAAAUGGGCACUGGGAAAAGAGAGGUGUCCUUAGUAGAUGAUGUUGGAGCUGCGUGCAACUUCUCUGCUUUUUAGAGGCAGUUACUUAAAUACUUUUUAUCCAGUGUCUUUGAGACACCAUGCAAUACUUUCUGAUUUUUAAAAGGGCUUGUCAGAGACCAGAAUAUUAAACUCUGCUGCAUAAUUUGGUUUUUCUUUAUCUGCCAGAAGGAUAACCAGGGGUCUUGAAACUGGAUUUGGAUUUGAAGUUGGAAGAGUCCUGAUUUCAAUUUUGGGGUAAUGUCAUCAACUUUAGGGCCAUGACUCUUUUGCAGCAUACCUCAGUUUCCUGUCUCUCUCUUGGCAGUGUACAAUGUUUAUGGUCAGAUUGGAAUUCUUUUUUCUGCUACCACAUUCCAAUUUUACCCUGACCAGAGCAAUGCUUUUCAAAGCUUUAUAGUUUUGUAUGAAUUUGGAAGAACUUUCUACUACAUUGAUAUGGCUGCUGCAAUUGCAGUAAUCAAUAGGCAAGCACUGCUAUCUUUCCCUUUGUUAUUGUCGUGACAUUAACUACAGCUUCUACAUUUUGCUUCCCUUCUUUCAGUGGUUUCUUGAAUUGAUCCAUUCUGAGGAUUUUGCUUUUCAAUUUGAUCUGUUUUUGAUACAAAUAGAAUCCUGAGAUUGAUUCUUCCUCUGAAGAAUUAAGUUUUUAACUACUGGUCCAUGGUCAUAAUUUUGGGGGGAAAGGGCAAUUUUUGAGAACCUAAUCAAAAGUGGCAGGUUGAGGAUCAAAACAGCAUUCUUGCAAACAUUUUACAAUCCCUUUGAAGUCUUUUGGCUUAAAAUUAGGAACUGGGAGAGUUAGCAUUUCUUUUAGGUGCUUAAAUUUGGCUCAUAGUCCUUAGUCUGCUGAACUAUACUAGAUCCUGAUGCAUGUAAGACUAUUGUCUAAAUAGAGGUAAAGUAUGUGAGAUCUUAUAGGCCCUGAUAAUCUUCUACAUCUGAACACUCAAAUAAUUGUGCAUAAUGCUACUUUCAAUGUAAAAGGGAUUUUCAAGUGGAAUUUGUUUUAGUGUUUUAUGGCAAUCUUAAAAUCAUUUUUUUUUGUUUAGCCUCAAAAUACACCUAAAUCAAGCAACUCAUUCACUAUUUGGUAGCCCUUCAUAUUUUUCAUUUUAUGUAGAUCACUGUAAUUUGGCUUUUAAAAAGCUAUGUGUAGGGGUUCUCCUUGAAAUGGGGAAUACUCUAUUUUCUAUGCAGCACAAGUUACUUCUUAUUGUUUUAGUGAGCGAGGCACAGAAUAUUUAAGAAAAUGGUUAAAGUAUUUUAUGUGACCAUUACUGUAAACUAGUUUUCAAUGUAUAGUAAGCCAACCUACUUGGAUUUUAGUUUAAUUUAUGGUCAAAUAAGAAAAAACAUCUACUUGUAUCUUUCUAAGAAUAUAAGUGGCAAUGAAAACUCCUUUCUCCAAGGAAAGAAAUUUGGAAACGGAAGAGGGUGGAUGAUAUUGUGACUCAGCAUAUCAACUAAAAUAAAUACAUUUCUGAUUCCUUUAAAGAUCAAAAUUGUCUCCUGCAGCACCUGUAAAUCCACCUUGUUAAAACCAGCCAGACUGAAAAACAACUAUAGAUAUAGAGACCAAUUUUGAUUUUUAAAAGAAUCAGAAAAAAAAACACCUUAUAUUAAUCUAUACAAUAUGUCAGUUUGGAUGUAUCGUCUUUCGAAAAGGUAACUAGGAUAAAACAUGAAAGUGUCUGAUGUAACUUAAGCUGAAAAGUAAGUCAAAUGAGAUCUUGAAGGAAUAGAAUGAAGGUUAAAUUCUUUGUUCUAGGUUGCAAGUAGAUCUAUGUUAUGAAAAGGGAAGCAUUGACCUAAACCUUCCAUGUUAGAAUGUGAAUUUUGUGUCAUACAGUUAUUUUGGGAGAGGGUUUAAUCUGCUGCUAAUCAAGUCUUGUCUCUUGUUAUCUCAGGGUAGAUGGACAUUGCUGAUGUUCACAGCUUCUAAAGUUGAAGUAUCACAUAUCUUUAAAAUAAAAGAGCAAGGCAUUACAUCAAAAAAUGCACUUCCUAUGGGAGGGAGGGAGGGAGAGAUGGGAAUUUUAAAUACUUAAGAUCCAGAGCUUUUUUUAAAAGGCUGAAAAAAAGUUGGAUGUUUUAUAAAAAUUACAAAAAAUGUUUAGCGAGACAUAGAUCAGCUCAGUGCUAAUAACCUGCUUAUUGAAAAUUUAAUUUUCAGUUAAAUCAGUACAGUCUAAAAAUUUCAUCGUAUUCAGCUGAAAAGAGAGUAAGACUUUGUACCCUGUAUUUGCUUGAUGUUUUAGAAAUUUUACUUUUGGUUUUCAACUAGAAUUACAUAUUUUUAUAUUUUAAAAGUGUCUACAUAUAUUUGAGUGGAAUUUCAGACUCUGGAAUUCAAUGCCCGGUCAAAAAUUUAACAGCUCAUUCCUGUUACAAUCUAGGCUAAGAGAAUAAGAAUUAAAUCUGUUAUGAAACAGUUAUAUUGGCUAAAAGAAAAAAAUGUAGAAGGAACUUUAUUAGAUCAACUUAAAUUUUAGAAAAUGAGAUGCUAGUUUUGGAAUUUCUAAGAUCUCUUCAUUAGGUAAUAGAUUAACAUAACACAGUGACACAAAAUCAGCUCCUGAACAUAUUAGUUGAAAGAGUUGUGACUGGUAUUUAAGGUAUUUUUACUUUAAAUUUUGUAUCCUGGAACUUAUUACUGAAAUUUAAAAUCAGCACUGGAAAACUCCAUCUGUAUAUUCCAAUAAAUGGACACAUUCAUUUUGUCUAUGUAAAAGAAAUAGAGAUUUCCCAAUAGGAGCCACAAAGUAUAAAACCUAUUAUGCUUUGUCACUUAUUAUUAGAGGUUAAAUCAGCUUGUCAGUACUGAUGUAAACAAAAAGAUGCUUAUUGCCCAUUUCAUGCUAUUUAGGCAUGUCCUUUUCCUUCUUUUCUGGUCAUUCCUGCUGACCUUUUCUGUUGUCUCUCUAAAAAGCAGGAUAUAGCAGUACUUGCUGGUGGUUUGUCAGAAUUAUAUAGCAGAACUAAACUAGACUGCUUAGCUAGCAAUGCUGUAACCUUAUCAUUUUUACCAAGUUAAUGUCAGACAGAAAUCAU
This is a messenger RNA of Notechis scutatus (mainland tiger snake), 4887 nucleotides long. The record is from RefSeq and is a predicted model, not a curated record. Lineage: Eukaryota; Metazoa; Chordata; Lepidosauria; Squamata; Elapidae.